Vairimorpha ceranae is the source of this 150-nucleotide messenger RNA. RefSeq lists its product as hypothetical. The transcript has a single exon. The record is from RefSeq and is a predicted model, not a curated record. Gene Ontology annotation, biological process: DNA integration. Gene Ontology annotation, molecular function: nucleic acid binding. NCBI's taxonomy places the organism in Eukaryota, Fungi, Microsporidia, Nosematidae. The annotation marks the transcript as partial.
UUUUAUAAACUUGGUGAUCCUCAAAUAAUUCAAUAUGAUAACGAAAAAGAAUUUAGAAAUUUUUGUUUGAUUGAUUUUUGUAAGGGAGGAAACAUUGUUUUAGUUCAUGGAAGACCGAGACACUUACAAAGCCAAAGUAAAAUCAAAUAA